Messenger RNA from Symphalangus syndactylus (siamang), 2428 nucleotides. It is a transcript of the gene LARGE2, whose product is annotated as LARGE xylosyl- and glucuronyltransferase 2. Gene Ontology annotation, cellular component: Golgi apparatus. Gene Ontology annotation, biological process: protein O-linked glycosylation via mannose. The record is from RefSeq and is a predicted model, not a curated record. Gene Ontology annotation, molecular function: glucuronosyltransferase activity; xylosyltransferase activity. NCBI's taxonomy places the organism in Eukaryota, Metazoa, Chordata, Mammalia, Primates, Hylobatidae.
GCUGGAGCAGGUGAGGGAGGCGGCUCGGCGCGAGCCGCACAACCCGGCCGUCGGGCCCCGCCGCCCAGGGCUGAGUCUCCCGUCUCGCCCCUCGGUCCGCAGGGCCUGCGAUGGAGCCUGCAGCCCCGGGUCGCGCCCCUCCCUGAGCGCCCCCGUCGGCGGCCAUGUUGCCCCGAGGGCGCCCCCGGGCGCUGGGGGCCGCCGCGCUGUUGCUGCUGCUGCUGCUGCUGCUGCUCGGAUUCCUCGUGUUCGGUGGGGACCUGGGGUGUGAGCGCCGCGAGCCUGGCGGGCGAGCGGGGGCCCCGGGAUGCUUCCCCGGCCCGCUCAUGCCACGUGUCCCCGCAGACGGGAGGCUGCGGAGAGCCGCCGCCCUCGACGGAGACCCGGGGGCCGGCCCCGGGGACCACAACCGCUCCGGCUGCGGCCCAAAGCCGCCGCCGCCGCCGCCCAAGUGCGAGCUCUUGCAUGUGGCCAUCGUGUGUGCGGGGCAUAACUCCAGCCGAGACGUCAUCACCCUGGUGAAGUCCAUGCUCUUCUACAGGAAAAAUCCACUGCACCUCCACUUGGUGACUGACGCCGUGGCCAGAAACAUCCUGGAGACGCUCUUCCACACAUGGAUGGUGCCUGCCGUCCGUGUCAGCUUUUACCAUGCCGAUGAGCUCAAGCCCCAGGUCUCCUGGAUUCCCAACAAGCACUACUCCGGCCUCUAUGGGCUAAUGAAGCUGGUGCUGCCCAGUGCCUUGCCCGCUGAGCUGGCCCGCGUCAUUGUCCUGGACACGGAUGUCACCUUCGCCUCUGACAUCUCGGAGCUCUGGGCACUCUUUGCUCACUUUUCUGACACGCAGGCGAUCGGUCUCGUGGAGAACCAGAGUGACUGGUACCUGGGCAACCUCUGGAAGAACCACAGGCCCUGGCCUGCCUUGGGCCGGGGAUUUAACACAGGUGUGAUCCUGCUGCGGCUGGACCGGCUCCGACAGGCUGGCUGGGAGCAGAUGUGGAGGCUGACGGCCAGGCGGGAGCUCCUUACCCUGCCUGCCACCUCACUGGCUGACCAGGACAUCUUCAACGCUGUGAUCAAGGAGCACCCGGGGCUAGUGCAGCGUCUGCCUUGUGUCUGGAAUGUGCAGCUGUCAGAUCACACACUGGCCGAGCGCUGCUACUCUGAGGCGUCUGACCUCAAGGUGAUCCACUGGAACUCACCAAAGAAGCUUCGGGUGAAGAACAAGCACGUGGAAUUCUUCCGCAAUUUCUACCUGACCUUCCUGGGGUACGAUGGGAACCUACUGCGGAGAGAGCUCUUUGUGUGCCCCAGCCAGCCCCCGCCUGGUGCUGAGCAGUUGCAGCAGGCCCUGGCACAACUGGAUGAGGAAGACCCUUGCUUUGAGUUCCGGCAGCAGCAGCUCACUGUGCACCGUGUGCACGUCACUUUCCUGCCCCAUGAACCGCCACCCCCCCGGCCUCACGACGUCACCCUUGUGGCCCAGCUGUCCAUGGACCGGCUGCAGAUGUUGGAAGCCCUGUGCAGGCACUGGCCUGGCCCCAUGAGCCUGGCCUUGUACCUGACCGACGCAGAAGCUCAGCAGUUCCUGCAUUUCGUCGAGGCCUCCCCAGUGCUUGCUGCCCGGCAGGACGUGGCUUACCACGUGGUGUACCGUGAGGGGCCCCUAUACCCUGUCAACCAGCUUCGCAACGUGGCCUUGGCCCAGGCCCUCACGCCUUACGUCUUCCUCAGUGACAUUGACUUCCUGCCUGCCUAUUCGCUCUACGACUACCUCAGGGCCUCCAUUGAGCAGCUGGGGCUGGGCAGCUGGCGCAAGGCAGCGCUGGUGGUGCCGGCAUUCGAGACCCUGCACUACCGCUUCAGCUUCCCCCAUUCCAAGGUGGAGCUGCUGGCCUCGCUGGAUGUGGGCGCCCUCUACACCUUCAGGUACCACGAGUGGCCCCGGGGCCACGCACCCACAGACUAUGCCCGCUGGCGGGGAGCCCAGGCCCCGUACCGUGUGCAGUGGGCGCCCGACUAUGAACCCUACGUGGUGGUGCCACGAGACUGUCCCCGCUAUGACCCUCGCUUUGUGGGCUUCGGCUGGAACAAGGUGGCCCACACUGUGGAGCUGGAUGCCCAGGAGUAUGAGCUGCUGGUGCUGCCUGAGGCCUUCACCAUCCAUCUGCCCCACGCUCCAAGCCUGGACAUCUCCCGCUUCCGCUCCAGCCCCGCCUAUCGUGACUGCCUCCAGGCCCUCAAGGACGAAUUCCACCAGGACUUGUCCCGCCACCAUGGGGCUGCUGCCCUCAAAUACCUCCCGGCCCUGCGGCAGCCCCAGAGCCCUGCCUGAGGCUGAGGCUGGGCCGGCGCUGCCCCUCGUCUUAGCAUUGGGCAGACACCAGGGCAACCUGCCCUCCGCCAUCCCUCCUAUUUAAAUUAAAGGUC